CGGCGUCGGGGGCGCGCGGUCCACGCAAACACCGUAAAUCGCGCUCGCUCCCGAGUUAAACCUCAGUCUGAUAGCCGGUCAGUUUUUCCGGAUAAUUCAGAGAUUGUGAGGCUAUAAAGAGCAUCUGAGGAUGAGAAAGGGAAGAUGGCCUCGAGCGGAUCCGUGAUCAGAUCAUCGCUGCUCUGAGAUCUGCCGGUGCUCGGUGUGAGCUCGGCCCGGUUCUCCGGUUCUCCGGUUCUCCGGUGUGUCGGAGGAUGUCGGACUCGGAGGAGGAGCUCCAGGAGCGGCAGCUGAAGAUCGUGCUGCUGGGAGACGGAGCGUCCGGAAAGACUUCUCUCGCCACCCGCUUUGCACAAGAGGCUUUUGGGAAACAGUAUAAACAGACGAUAGGACUGGACUUCUUCCUCAAGAGAAUCACCCUGCCCGGAAACCUGAACGUGACGCUACAGGUGCUGGACAUCGGAGGACAGACGAUCGGAGGAAAGAUGCUCGACAAGUACAUCUACGGAGCACAGGGCGUGCUCCUGGUGUAUGACAUCACAAAUUCUCAGAGUUUUGAGAAUCUUGAAGAUUGGCUGAACAUGGUGAGAAAAGCCAACAAAGAGUCCGACACACAGCCGGCGAUAUCACUGAUCGGGAACAAGAUUGAUCUGGAGCACGUGCGCACAGUAAAGAUGGAGAAGCAUCACCGAUUCUGUCAGGAGAACGGACUCAUCAGUCAGUUUGUGUCUGCGAAGUCAGGAGACUCUGUGUUUCUGUGUUUCCAGAGGCUGGCGGCUGAGAUUGUGGGCAUCAAGCUGAAUAAGGCUGAGAUGGAGCAGGCUCAGCGUAUUGUCAAAGCAGAGUUGGUGGACUAUCCUCAGGAUGAGGGACCAAUCAGACAAGAGACCAACCAAAGCAAGAUCUGCUCUGUCCAAUAACACUCGUGGUUAAAGCAGACAUCGUGAACUACAGUCAGGAGAUGCUGACUCGAACCCUCAACCCUCCGCGCAGCUCCAUGUGUGUCAUACAGUGAUCAUCACACAGCGUCUCCGUCUCGCUCGCGUCUGUCCUCUCUCAGUGUCCUGUAACGGACACACGGCUUCACACCUCCCUCCUCUUUCUUUGAUGUUCCUUUGCCAAUUAGACAUUGUGAGACACUAAAAUAAUCUUUAAUGUGUGCAAGAACCAGAGCUUUCCCGUGUUUGCUUGUGUGACUCGAGACGGAUCCUCAUCCUCAUUAGAGGAUUGUUGUGUAUAAAUGCCUCUGGAGUUCGUUCAGCCGAGAACGAGCCGAGAUCUCACAUCUGCGGGAGAAUUCACUCGCACCGACGGAGAACUGACUUCCUCCGCUCAGAGGUUAGAGCAGAUGAGUGUGAGAGUGAGCGUGUGUGUGUGUGUGAGAGAGAGUAAUAAGAGGAAGUACCUUUAUAGAAAACCAUUCUGAUGCAGUUCAAUAUAAAUAACUCUUCACAUUGAGCAUCACAAUCGUAAUGACUUGUUUUACACAGUAUUUUUAAUGCUUUUUAAAUUUAAUUUGGCAAAUCUGGAGGGAAUAUCUCAAAUGCAUGGACACCCCCCCCCCCCCCCCCCCCCGUGUUCAUGACUGAUAUUAGACGUUUAUGAGCAUCAUAUUGGAGCCGUGAUCUGCAGUAAAGCAAGAGUCACACAGAGACGUCUUGUGUAGAGUGUUUGCAGACGGCCUGUUAACUCUGUUUGAGUGAUUUGUUGGUUUGUGUGAGCGUGAGUGUUUUCAUUUCCACGGUAUCCUGUACUUAGAGAAGUUUCAUUGUAUGAUCUCUGAAUAUUGGCUGUAUUUGUAAAGGCCUGUCCAGGAGUUGUAGAGCGCUGUCGUUUAGGAAUAAAUGUCACGACACACGUUGACAUGGAUUUCUGUUUUUUUUCUCUUCCCUCUCCAUCAUCUUCAUUCCACUGGAAAAGUAAAAUAUGUCUUUUCCAAAUCCCACGGUCAGAAGAUGUAUUAAUGCGGAGGAGGAUGUAGACAUGUGGUCAGGAAUAUUGUCCAAUAUUAAUAUCAUUCAAACGUCUGCCUGUAAUUUACUGAAACGUGAUGCCAGUGAGUAAUUGUGCUUGAAAUAGUCUCGUCUUGACAGCACUUACACACGAGCUGCUCAGAACGAGUCCAGCGCUCAUCACUUCUUCUGAUGGAGAACUAACACACGCUCCAAACUUCAGUGUUCAUGUGGUCCACAUGUCAUAUGUUUCACACGAUCAGUCUGUUAAGAUGGGAAUGGUUCCUCUUGACCUUCACUAAGAGAGAAGAAACAUGUUCACUGCACUGCAAAAUAAUUUAUUAUAGUAACUAUCAUAGGUGCAUCUUUGUAACGUUUCUGCACUGGAAAAACAUGCGUUCACACCGAGAACGGUAACUAUAUUAGCAUUCACACCGAUCACAAUAAUGUUUACUGUAAGUGUGCUGUAGUUUAUCGUCUGCCGCUUUAUAUGCUGGGACUCUGUAAAGUUUGUUAAUCAGCUGAAAAAUAAACAUUUUAAACCAUA
This is a messenger RNA of Carassius gibelio (silver crucian carp), 2499 nucleotides long. RefSeq names its product ras-related protein Rab-28-like. The transcript has 8 exons. The record is from RefSeq and is a predicted model, not a curated record. Bases 255 to 920 code for a protein of 221 amino acids. Gene Ontology annotation, cellular component: endosome; Golgi apparatus. Lineage: Eukaryota; Metazoa; Chordata; Actinopteri; Cypriniformes; Cyprinidae. Gene Ontology annotation, molecular function: GTP binding; GTPase activity.